GGACAAGCGCAAGACCGGUAGCCGAAACUUGAAGUCUUAUCUGUCAGAUCUUCUGAUUUAUCCAGCUCAAUAAUCAUGGCAGCCUUCGCGGCAUCGUCCCUUCCUGUGGCGGUCCCCUUGCAAGGAGCCUCCACAAAACGGCUCAUUGGUGCUGCCACGAGCCGCAAAACGCAGCUCGCACGCCCUACCACAACCUGCAUGGCCACCAAAAAGGAGAGCGCAGAGAUCAUCUUCUCACCGUUCCAGGAGGUGAAGCCAGAGCUGGCCGCCGUUUCAAAGGUGGAUAACUCUGUGGAGUCUUUUGCUCGCAGCCACUAUGAAGUGUCUUGCGAGGUUGCCCUCAACGAGCAGAUCAAUGUGGAGUACAACAUCUCGUACAUCUACCACUCUCUGUACGCCUUCUUUGACCGUGACAAUGUCGGCCUGCCAGGCUUUGCCGAGUACUUCAGGAAGAGCAGCGAGGAGGAGAGGGAGCACGCGGAGAAGCUGAUGGUGCAGCAGAACAGGCGCGGCGGCCGCGUGAAGCUGCACAGCAUCCUGCUGCCGGAGACGGAGUUCAACCACAAGGACAAGGGGGACGCGCUGUACGCAAUGGAGCUUGCGCUGUCACUGGAGAAGCUCAACUUCACAAAGCUGCGCGAGCUGCACCGCGUUGCCUGCAACGCCGAGGACGCCCAGCUCGCCGACUUCAUCGAGGGACACUUUCUUCAGGAGCAGGCAGAGGCCAUCAAGACGGUGUCAGAGUAUGUCUCGCAGCUGCGGCGCGUGGGCAAGGGCUUGGGAGUGUUUGAGUUUGACAAGUACCUCACAGAGCAGGAUGGUGCUGCCGCGUAGGAGAGGCAAACUCCCAGCCUAGCUGUCAGAUUUUUGGUGUUGUAGGAGCAAGCGGAGCGAAUGGGAAAUGAUGGGGCUGCACACGUGUUGUGACUCCCUUGAAUGUAGACCUGAUAUCCCCUGUUUGGGAGACUCACACUUGGAUUGGAUUUCUGAGGUAGAGCUUAUGUGUCUUUUUUGAAGGGUCCCUUGACUGCACCCAGAAGAAGUACGCGUUUUUGCUGGGAAACAUUCCUUGGGUGUUAGUGAUUUUGUGCGGAGGGAAAAAUGCCCCCGGCAUUGCUUUGGCGCCAGGUAGAAUUUUAGCCAUUGAAUGAAAGCAGCAGUUGUGCCUUGAUGCCGAGGUCUGUGCUUCAACUUGAAAGUGUGAAAGUUUACAGUGGCGCUGAUUAUCAUAAUUGGCGAUGAUCGUAUAUGGUGUGUGCUCUUCCUAAUGCUGUAUGGGCUUAUUUUGUACAGAGUAGAAUGUGCCUAAACAUCAAGGUCUUAAUAUGUCGAUUUUC
Molecule: messenger RNA, 1337 nt
Organism: Coccomyxa subellipsoidea C-169
Lineage: Eukaryota; Viridiplantae; Chlorophyta; Trebouxiophyceae; Coccomyxaceae
Product: ferritin-like protein
Exons: 7
Coding region: 76-834 (252 amino acids)
Biological process (GO): iron ion transport; intracellular iron ion homeostasis
Cellular component (GO): cytoplasm
Molecular function (GO): ferrous iron binding; ferric iron binding
Source: RefSeq, a predicted model, not a curated record